Molecule: messenger RNA, 649 nt
Organism: Daldinia loculata
Lineage: Eukaryota; Fungi; Ascomycota; Sordariomycetes; Xylariales; Hypoxylaceae
Exons: 3
Coding region: 113-544 (143 amino acids)
Biological process (GO): microtubule-based movement
Cellular component (GO): cytoplasmic dynein complex; cytoplasm
Molecular function (GO): dynein intermediate chain binding
Source: RefSeq, a predicted model, not a curated record
GUCUUGGGUACAGGUACCAAACAAAGAAUCAAUAAGCUCUUAACUCACCUUGAGGGCUGUUUCCGUUCGCAAUUACUACGAAGGGUUCUUCAUUCAAUCACCAAAAGGAAAUAUGGCAGAAAAGGCAUUGCCUUCCGUCAACACGGAAUCCAUAGAGGAGUCACUCCACCGGCUCUCCAAGAAGCCCGGGGUCAAGGCCUGGCUUAUGUUGGACCGGGCCGACGGUACCGUUCUCAAGACCAACGGCCAGAUCUCCGCGAUUAGACCUGCACGAUAUGUAGACAGGAAAGCUUCACUACCGAGCCCUACGGGCGGUUCCUUUUCGACCGACGUCAGCGCGAGUACCGAUAACGAAACCCAAGCCGCACAAGAGCUCGCUAGCAUGGUGUGGAGCUUCUUAAGUACGGCAGGGAGCUUGGUCGACGAGAUUGACACCGAGGAUGAACUGAAACUAUUGAGGCUGCGCACAAAGAAGCAAGAGCUAGUUAUUGUCCCCGAAGUCAAGUAUCUGCUGGUAGUCGUCCACGACACACCUCCCGUAUAAUGGAACGCGUCACAUUUCAGAUUAUCGAAUCUAGCGGGACCCCUGGCUCGUGAUUGAGCUGGCGGUUUUCUCGGCCAGUAGCUUUCAGCAUAUACGGCGUUCAGC